Messenger RNA from Linum trigynum, 3066 nucleotides. The record is from the annotation of a GenBank genome assembly. NCBI's taxonomy places the organism in Eukaryota, Viridiplantae, Streptophyta, Magnoliopsida, Malpighiales, Linaceae.
UGGCCCAAAAUUUUCGGUACUGUUUCAAUAUUUGUCGUUUAGUACAAAAACCAUCUUCAGCUAGCUCUGGAAAAACGUUCGCAGCAGCUCAUACUUCCCUAUCCCAUCCCUUUACCCUCAGUCCCACUCUCAAAUUCAGUCAUCUCACAGGUCCGGUUCACUUCUCAUCUCACACGCCAAUGCCCAUGCAUAUGUACAGUACUCACCUUACUCCUAUGGAUUAAGAGAGACUUCUGUUCUCUGGUUUGACCAUUUCAAUUUCAGCUACAACUCCGAUGUUGAUCUAUUCUCGAUUCCCACACCCGUUUUUCUAGCAACCCUCUAUUCCUCCCAUUGUCUGACCACCGUGAAUCUUGGCAAUCGAAAUAGUUCUGGUUCUGGAUGUCUUCAGGAAAGCUUCAUCGUGGACCUCAGUGAUAUGAUGUGGAGACCUAUCUAUGCGGCGUCCAAGGGCAGUCGUCGGCGGAUGAAUCCAUCGCCGUUGGAGUCAACCUGCACCACCAUCUCCUCUACCUCGGUCUCAGUCACGAAGAUGCUGAGGUUGUCUCAAUCUCAAGACAACGUUGAUGGCGGCAUGGAUCAUCACCGACAGCGUCGUUGUUUCGGUGAGGAUGACAUCAUGUCGUCGGAUGUGGAGUACGACUUCGAGGAUGAAGAUGGGGAGCUGACGACGAUGAAGAGUUUAUAGAUCUUGAGUGGGAUUAGAAGAAGGGCAAACACGCUGGGAAGAGUAUAUGGGAAUCCACUCCCAAGUCCCAUGUAAGCGGACUAACAACCCUAAAUUCAGAAGUCGUAGCCGACACCCAUGGACGCCACUCCAGCUUGCCGACUAAUUUAAGUGACGGUUCUUUGCUGGAUUGACGGUCACCCUGCCACAUGGUACGAUUCUCCUCUUUAACUCCCAUAUUUUUUCCUCCGCUACGCUCCUAAUGUCGGCUUGCUGCCCUCCCCUUCAGUUUUUUCGGUUGUGCAUCUUUCAAGUUUUCUUGCGUAGAUUUGUAUGCUAAUGACCUCUAUGUUUGUUUGCUUGCUAUUUUCCAUUUGAAAGAUUUAAGUCCACCAAGCAAGACUCUUACAAGUGCUAAUCUUUUAAGGUUUCUGUAUGUGAAAGUAAAUUCUGAUGUAGAGGUGUUUCAAUCAUUCAAGUUGUAAUAUCUUACUCUUGGUAUUUUGUUUGUUUCCAACUUAGUCUCAUGGCCUCAACUACAUCUGCCCACCAGGCAAAUGAUGUUGGUGCCUUGCAAGUCAGCUGUUUAACUGUCUUUGUAGAUGAACUCGCUCUUCAUUUCCAUAUCAUCCCACUUUGUCAUUAUCCUUCUUCUCCUUUUGACUUGCUCUAAAUGUUAAGUUACUUGCUUGCUUGAUUGAUUUUUCUCUCACUGGCUACAGUUCUGCCAGGAUGGGUAACCUUUAUCAGCUGCCCACAAUUGUAUCAUAAGAAGUUGUAGAGUUGCAUCUUUGAUGUUGGGGAGAUUUCCAGACUGUAGUCACAAACAACAACCCAUCAGCAACCUUUUUGAAGAGAGUGACUUUUAAUGGAUUCCACCCUAUCCUCUGUUGUUCAUGGAUCCCUCAUGUACACCUGCCACGGCCUACCGUCGCUGUCGCAAGCUACCAUCCGCUCUCAACGGACACUCCAUCGGCCUUGGCUCUGCGGUAAACUACAGACUGACAAUCCUUUCACCACUUCUCUUCACUGUCACUAAAUAUGAACUUUCUGAAUUCAUACUCUUUGAUCUAGGUUCUGUUUACUUAUGCGUUUUGAGGUUUAUGAAAAUUUGGACACAUGGAGUAGCUUGCCGAAAGGUUCAGGCUUUGAUUGACAAAGGUUUGGAUUACUCAAACUCGGCAUCUGGGUUGACAUAUCCUUCCUUCAAAUUGAAGGAACUCAGAAUAUAGUAAAAAAUGGGACAAAGAUGAUAUCACUUUUUUGUCUGCUUAUGAUUCUUGAGCUUUAUGAGAUUGAAGAGGUAGCUGAAAGAUUCUGGAGUGAUUUAAGAAUUGUUGAAAUUAGACAAACUAUGCAUAUGGGUUGAAGUUUGGUUCAAGGUUGCUAGGUAGUUUGAUAUGUAUCUUUGCGGCUUUUCUUUGCAAUUGAUGAUGGCAGGUUGAGGUAAUAACAACAAGCAUACCUAACUUUUGAUUUGAUGAACAAUUAUUAGUCUUUUUUUUUAAUAUCAAAGUUACAAUAAGCUGGUUCAAAGGUUGAAGUGAGAGAAGCUUGAUCUGCUCACACCAUCCACCAGUUCAUUUGAUUUAUCCAUAGAGUAUUCAUGCUCAACCACCGACACUUUUUCUGCUUCUUCAUCUUUGACUGGUGGAGAUUUUGAUUCUCAUAUUCACAGGUUUGUUACUUUUGACAAUCAUCAUAGUUGUUUGGCCCGCCUCGAUGUGAUUCUUAUGCCCAAAAUGGGAUUAAGAUUUUUUGUAGGGAAGUUGAACAUCAUUUAAGCCGUACUUAAUGGCCUACGACAAGUUUUGAUCCCUUUGGAUCAAAAGCUUCCACCUCUCGAGUUUCAAACAGAGAAGUAGGAAAUGGUAAGUAGCAGCAUGCCUUUGGAUCAAAAGCUUCCGCCUAUCUCGACUUCCAAACCGAGAGGCAGGGAAAUGGUAAGCAAUAGGAUUCCCGCGACCCUAAGAGAAGUUUCAUACAGUUCUAAUUUGAGGUUUUCGCUUGAUUUCUGUUCGGAGAAUUGCCAGCAAAAUCUUAAUGUUAGGUAUUGAAGGCCAAGCUCGAGUUUUGAGUUUCCCUUGCUUAAAGGCAGAUGUUUAAAUUCUUAUGUUGUCAGUUCUGGAUUUAAUGUUGCCUAAUGUAUGGCUAUUCCUGGCUGUUGCAGUUUGAAUAGGUUUCUAGGUAGGUUUAAAAUCAGAACUGAGCUUAAUAAGGACAAAUUCAGGUGGAAGCUCCCAAGCACACAGAGAAUGCUAUGAAAUGAAACAAGUCACACCAAUUAUGAAGGUGAAGAAGAGAUCCAUUGACCAACUGUUUUUAAUAUUUUGUUGUCUUUGUUUGUUUGUUCGUUCGUCCUGUUCAUUUUCCUUUUAUAAUGAAUAAAACAUGUUUAA